AUGCAGAGGAAUGGACGUGUAGCUCAUUUUUCUCAGGCAGAAUCCCACUCUCGAGAGGAGGGCGACGCCAUCUGGAUCUGCGGUGUGUGCACGCUGGAAAAUCCGCUCAAGCAUCUUCAGUGCGGAGCCUGCACGGCGGAAAGGCCGGAGGUGUACGGAGAUAUUGAGAAGGAGCUGGAUGACACAGGGAAUGAUGACGAUGCAAAUGGCAGGACGGAUACCGCCGAGGAAGCCGCGGGGCCAGAAGAAGAGGUGAGUCGAGAAGGCGUGAAGUCGAAAUGGACUAAACAAAAAGACUGGUACGACAACGUGGAGGAGCUGAACCAGCUUACUGAGAAACACAAGAACGGAGGAUAUGGGUCGUGUGGGAUUGGCAACUGCUCGUUAACAUCUUUCCGUGUCGACACCGUAUACUGA
Besnoitia besnoiti is the source of this 417-nucleotide messenger RNA. RefSeq lists its product as uncharacterized. The coding region runs from base 1 to 417 and encodes 138 amino acids. The transcript has 3 exons. The record is from RefSeq and is a predicted model, not a curated record. Lineage: Eukaryota; Apicomplexa; Conoidasida; Eucoccidiorida; Sarcocystidae.